This is a messenger RNA of Paramecium sonneborni, 2786 nucleotides long. NCBI's taxonomy places the organism in Eukaryota, Ciliophora, Oligohymenophorea, Peniculida, Parameciidae. The record is from the annotation of a GenBank genome assembly.
AUGGAAAUAUUCAAAUGUCGAAUUGGAGGUUUUAAUGAUGAAGCAAUUCUUGGAUUUUGCCAAAUUAAAAAUUUUUAAAAGAACCCCUAGUUUUGUUUCAAAACUUACACUUAAGCACUUUAAGAUCAUGAUGAUGAUUGUUUAAGAUUAAAUUUGUUAAGUGGAUUAAUCAAUGAACAUAUUCAAAAUCAUUCUAAUUUUAUUGAUUAGUAAAAUGGUAUUAGGAUUCAGCUAGAAUCCACAUUUAGAAAAUAUUAAUCGAUAUUGGAAUAAUAGAUUUAAAGAUUAAAAGAAAUGGAUUAAUAAUUAAAUAAUAUAUCAUGCUUAUCUUUUGAAUAAUAUUUGCAUUUCAUAUAAUAAUUGGAAUAGUAAAAUACUUAUGAAAAAUAGAGUAAAUAAGAAUACUAAUUUUAGGAUUUUUCAUAAUACAAUUGAAUAAGACUAUUGAAGCAUUGAAGGAAUUAAAAAAAGAACAAUAGGCAAUAUACUUAGAAGGAAGCAAUAUGGCAAGAAAUGUCUAAGAAGAACCAAGCUAAUUUUAGAGAUAAUAAAAAGCUUAAUAAUUUUAAUUCAAAUAUGAAUAGAAAAGAAAAAAAUGUUUAGCAAGAUAAUUACUUAAUGAUGAAUAUUUAUAAGAAGCAUUAAAAUCCUUACCUGAUUCUUAACAAGAUUGUAUUAGUUCAGGUAAAAUAAAAUUAAUUUUAGGCAAUAUAUUAUAUAAUUUGAAUCGUUUUGAGAAAGCUAUUUAGUUUUAUGAUAAAGCUUUAAACAUCGAUCCUAAAGAUUCUGAUGCACUGAAUAACAAAGGUAAUUAAGUUCUUCAUUUUAUUUAAAAUUUUAGGCGUAGCAUUAAGCGAGUUAAAUUAUUUUGAGGAAGCUAUUUAAGUUUAUGAUACGGCUUUAAAAUUGAAUCCAAAACAUUUUGAAGCGACAUAUAACAAGGGUAGAGGAUUUUUUAAUUUAUAUUUAAUUUUAGGUAAUGCAUUAUAUAAUUUGAAUCGUUUUGAGGAAGCUAUUUAGUUUUAUGAUAAAGCUAUUUAAAUCUAUCCUUAAGAUUCUGAUGUACCCAAAAACAAAGGUAAAUAGGCUUUUUAUUUGUUAUUUUAGGCAAUGCCUUAUACAAUUUGAAUCGUUUUUAGGAAGCUAUUGAAUUUUAUGAUAAAGCCAUAAACGUUAAUCCUGAAGAUUUUGAUGCACUCAAAAACAAAGGUAAAUAAGUCUUCCUAUUAAUUUUAAUAAUAGGUAUUGCAUUAGAUAGGCUGUGUUGGUUUGAAGAAGCCAUUUAAAUAUAUGAUCAGGUUUUAAGAAUUAAUCCUAAAGAUUGUGAUACACUCAAAAACAAAGGUAUAUUAGUUUUUCAUUUUAAUUUUAAUAAUAGGUAUUGCAUUAAGUAGGUUAUGUCGGUUUGGAGAAGUCAUUUAAAUAUUUGAUCAAGUAUUAAACAUCAAUCCUAAAGAUUGUGAAGCACUCAAUAGAAAAGGUACAUGGGUUAUUCAUUUAAUUUAAUAAUAGGUCUUGCAUUAUAUGAUUUGAAUCGCUUUUAGGAGGCUCUUUAUUUUUAUGAUACAGCUUUAAACAUCAAUCCUAAUUAAUGUGAUGUACUCAAUAACAAAGGUAACUAAAUUUAGAAUUUUAUUCUCAAUUUUAGGUUUGGCAUUAAGAUAAUUAAAUUUUUAUAUUGAAGCCAUUUAGUUUUUUGAUUAAGUUCUUAAUAUAAAUCCUAAAGAUUUUGCAGCGCUAUAAAACAAAGGUUAAUGAAUUUUACAUUAUUUUAAAUUUUAGGCUUUACAUUAUAUAAAAUGAAUCAUUUUGAGGAAGCUGUUUAGUUUUAUGAUAAAGCUUUAAAUAUUGAUUCUUAAAAUUAUAAUCUGCUCAAGUGCAAAGGUAAAUGAGUUUUUUAUUUUAUUAUAGGUUUAGCAUUAUUUAAUUUGAAUCAUUUUGAGGAAGCUAUUUAAAAUUAUGACAAAGCUUUAAACUUCGAUCCUAAUGGUGUUGAUCUGCUCAAUAACAAAGGUAAUUGAGUUUUCAUAUAAAUUUUAUUUUAGGCUUAGCAUUAUAUAAUUUGAAUCGUUUUGAAGAGGCUAUUUAGUUUUUUGAUAAAGCUUUAAACAUAAUUCCUAAUAAUUGUGAUGUCCUCAAUAACAAAGGUAAUUGAGUUUGUCUUAUUAUUUAAAGGCAAUGCAUUAUAUGAUUUGAGUCUUUAUGAGGAAGCUAUUCAGGUUUAUGAUAAAGCUUUGAGCAUCAAUCCUCAACAUUUUGAUGUGCUUAAUAACAAAGGUAAUUUUAUUUUUUGUUAUUUUAAACCUUAGGUUUAGCAUUAAGCGAAUUAAAUCGUUUUGAAGAGGCUAUAACAUUUUAUGAUAAAGCUUUAAAUAUUAAUCCUGAAGAAUGUGAUUUGAUAAAUAAAAUAGGUAAUUGAGAUUUCAUUUAAAUUAAUUUUAGGCUUAGCGUUAUAUAAUUUGAAUCGUUAUGAGGAAGCUAUUUAGUUUUAUGAUAAAGCUUUAAUCAUCAACCCUAAAGAUUCUGAUGUACUGAAUAACAAAGGUAAUUGAGUUUUUUAUUUUAUUUCUAAUUUAGUUUAAGCAUUAUACAAGUUAAAUCGUUUUGAGGAAGCUUUAAAAUUUUAUAAUAAAUUUUUAGAUAUCUAUCCUGGAAAAUGUGAUGUGAGAAAUAACUAAGGUAAAAUAAAUCUUUCAAUUUAUUUUUCUGUUAGCAGUAGGAUUACUUAAACUAAAUCGCUCUUAGUAAACUAUUUAAAACUAUGAUCCAGCUUAAAGCAUCUAGCC